Molecule: messenger RNA, 1280 nt
Organism: Jaminaea rosea
Lineage: Eukaryota; Fungi; Basidiomycota; Exobasidiomycetes; Microstromatales
Product: Clavaminate synthase-like protein
Exons: 1
Coding region: 16-1194 (392 amino acids)
Molecular function (GO): dioxygenase activity
Source: RefSeq, a predicted model, not a curated record
GUACCACACGCAACCAUGUCACCCACAGCUACCAACACGAACGCAGCCCAGGAUGACGGCGGCCCUUCACCCCUCUCAUUGGUCCUCUCCUAUCCGAACCUCACCUCCCCUUCCACCAUCGCAUCCCUUCGCCGUGCCAUGGUAGGGCUCGGCUUCUUCUACCUCUCCGACUCGCCCCUCGAAUCAGAACGUGAUCGCCUCUUCGCUCUCACUCGUCGCUUCUUCUCCUCCAACCACACCUCCCCUGAAGAGAAGCGCAGCAUCGAGCAGGAGAAGUCUCGCCACUUCCGUGGCUGGUCCGGCUUGGGUUUGGAGCAUACACAGGACAAACCCGACAACCGCGAACAGAUCGAUUUGGGAAUCGAGUCGCCUGCCUUUCCUCAAGGUCUGCAGCCGCACUACUUGAACUUGUAUGGGCCCAAUCAGUUCCCAGCGUCCAUUCCCGAGCUGAGAGACGCUGUGCUGUCGUACAUGGAGAAGGCGGAGGAGGUUACGGUGCACCUGACAAAGGCGAUUGAGAUGGCCUUGGGCGUGGAGGAGGGGAGGUUAGGCGAUUGCCUCGGGCUGGAGGGAAAGGAGGAAGGGUUUGAGAAGAUCAAGGCACUCGCGCAGCGAUCCACCCCUCCGACCGACGCCGAGCUUGAGGAUGCACUACCGCGCUUCCUGCCUUACGAGCGCAUGAAGUUGGUCAAGUACGGAAGCGAAGGCAAUCCGCAGGGCGUCGGCGCUCAUCGUGACGGCGGCUGGAUCACCCUCCUCGCAACGGACCAGCAACCUGGCCUGCAAGUGGAAGACGUGGCCGGCCAAUGGAUCGAUGUGCCAUACAAACCCGGCUGCAUUCUCGUCAACUUCGGCCAGCAACUCGAGCGCGUAUCGAGCGGCCUCAUCCGAGCAGCGACGCAUCGUGUGCACAUCUAUCCCUCCCCGGAUGGCAGGGUCAGCCUGCCUUACUUUUCGAUGCCGUCCCUUCGAGCCGUCAUUGACCCUAUACCACGCGGGGAAAUGAGCGCAGAGGCAUUGCAGGAGGAGGAGAGUCGCGAUGCUGAGAAGAGGAUGGGAGGCAGGAAGACGGUUGUGCCAGAAGGCGAUUUGCAUGGCUCUGCUACGGAGGAGUUUGGACACACGGCGUGGAGGUCAUUGAUUAGAAGUCACCCGAAUACAUUUCAGCGGUGGUACGGCAAGGUGGGAGCGUGAUGGUCAAGCGCGUUGGACGAUGCAUUGCGCUCUUCGUGACUGCUACCCAUAUAUAUCACAAUCGAUUCAAUCAACCUGAAGCUGCC